AUCACUGGGCGGGACCACGGUUGGUCGGACUGCCAGGCGUUGGGCACUUCCGCCGGGCUCGGGUUUCCUUCGACUCGGCAUUUAAAUUGAGCUGCAGGCCAUCAGCUGCUGCUACAUUCAGCGCCGCGCUGUGACAGAAAAUAACCCUUAGCGCUAGCAAAACAGGCUACUCAUAAUUUUUGACACUAAAACCACAUAGGUAAUUGCUGGUCCUGAAGAGGUUUGGGUUGUUUCGAGGGCAGGAGAGCGGGAGCAGUUGAACAAUAACGGUGGUUGCGCUUUGACAGCAGAUCGGUGCAUCAUUUUUGGGAUUCCUCUGAUAGCUUUUGGACGAAAUUGAAUAGCGGUAACGUGGUGCGUCGUGCAUGAGCAGAAUAAUUUAGGCUUUUCUGGUCAGUGUUUGUUUACUGAAAUAGAUUGGUAAACAAAAACAAACGCAUUGAAUGCAGUGGGGGUUUUUGGCCCAGGAGCAGAAGUGGCCUGGACUUGGGAGGACCGAUGGACUCGAUGAUGAGAGUGCAUUUGAAGGGUCAGGUUUAAAUUCUGAUAAAAACAUAACAACAAUUUUUUUUUAGUUCUAGACAUUACUAGAUACAAAAUCUUAAAAUAACCUUCAACUGGGUUGAAUAUAGCAUCAGGCCAAACCUCCGUAUUAUCAUCAAUAACAACAACAGUCACCACCCAGUCAGCUUAGCAGGACAGUCAGACUUUAAAUGUUAUUUCAUCUGUAUAUAUGACUGAUGUGAGAUAAAAUAUCUUAGAUUUUCAAGAUACUUUCAUAAUUUUUGUUCUCCCAAAACAGACUUUUAAGGAGAUUUUAUCUCUUGAGAAGAUUUCCAGUAAAAUAAAACCCAGAGAAAACAACAAUAUAGAUUAUUUUUAGUGUGUAUAUGUCACUAAUCAUUUUUGUUUAGAUUUAAAGCUGGAAGGCAAGUUAUUUGUUUUUUUUCUGAAACUGAGUUUUAAUUAGCUCUUCUUGUCUUAUAUGUGAGGAAAUCUCACUUUCCGUUUGACUUUAAGACAAGUAUUGGAUUCCUCAAGGGCAUAACAAAUUUGUAUAGAUAACCUGUCAGUCAACACCAGAAUAAGCUGACAAUAAGCGUCCAUCUUAUCAGCGUCUUUGACCACUUAUAUGUGUUGGAGGCUUUACUAGUAUAACAAUAAGCAACCAACAAUGUUCAGCUGGCUUGGAACCGACGACAGAAGGAAGAAGGACCCAGAAGUCUUUCAGACCGUCAGUGAAGGACUUAAGAAGCUCUACAAGACCAAACUCCUGCCGCUGGAGGAGAGCUACAAGUUCCAUGAGUUCCACUCUCCGGCUCUGGAGGAUGCAGACUUUGACAACAAGCCCAUGGUGUUACUGGUGGGACAGUACUCCACUGGCAAGACGAGCUUCAUACGCUACCUGUUGGAGCAGGAUUUUCCUGGAAUGCGGAUUGGCCCUGAACCCACCACAGAUUCCUUUAUCGCGGUGAUGCACGGCGACACAGAAGGAGUCGUCCCCGGCAACGCUUUGGUGGUUGACCCCAAGAAGCCCUUCAGAAAGCUGAACGCAUUUGGAAACGCAUUCCUCAACAGGUUUGUGUGUGCCCAGCUGCCUAACCCAGUGCUGGAAAGCAUCAGUGUGAUUGACACACCAGGAAUUCUGUCAGGAGAGAAACAGAGAAUUAGUCGAGAUGAGCAGUUGUCAGGCUAUAGCUGCCUACAUAGAUGUCCUUAUGGAGGCUAUGACUUUGCGGCUGUCUUGGAGUGGUUUGCAGAGCGAGUGGACAGGAUCAUAUUACUGUUUGAUGCCCACAAACUGGACAUCUCUGAUGAGUUCUCAGAAGUGAUAAAGGCCCUGAAGAACCACGAGGACAAGAUCAGGGUUGUGCUGAACAAGGCUGACCAGAUAGAGACCCAGCAGUUGAUGAGAGUUUAUGGUGCUCUGAUGUGGUCACUGGGAAAAAUAGUCAACACCCCCGAGGUGAUCCGCGUCUACAUCGGUUCAUUCUGGUCCCACCCUCUGUUGAUUCCAGACAACAGGAAGCUGUUUGAAGCAGAGGAGCAGGAUCUAUUUAAGGACAUUCAGUCUUUACCGAGAAAUGCGGCACUUAGAAAACUCAAUGAUCUGAUCAAGAGGGCUAGACUAGCCAAGGUCCAUGCCUACAUCAUCAGCUCACUGAAGAAAGAGAUGCCCUCGGUGUUUGGGAAGGAGAACAAGAAGAAAGAACUGAUUGGCAGUCUGGGAGAUAUUUAUAAACGCAUAGAAAGAGAGCAUCAGAUAUCACCUGGAGAUUUUCCUAAUCUGAAGAAGAUGCAGGACCAACUUCAAGCUCAGGAUCUCAACAAAUUCCAGCCUCUGAAACCCAAACUCCUGGAGGCAGUGGAUGACAUGCUGGCCAAUGACAUUGCUGGCUUAAUGGUACUGGUCCGCCAAGAGGAAAACCAGCGUCCCAACGCAGUUGUGAAGGGUGGUGCGUUCGAUGGCACUUUGGACGGUCCAUUUGGCCACGGGUACGGCGAAGGAGCCGGUGAAGGUAUCGACGAAGCAGAGUGGGUCGUUGCACGUGACAAACCUGCUUACGAUGAGAUUUUCUACACAUUAUCUCCCGUCAACGGGAAGGUGACGGGAGCCAAUGCCAAGAAGGAGAUGGUGAAGUCAAAACUGCCCAAUACAGUCCUGGGAAAGAUUUGGAAGCUGGCAGAUAUCGAUAAGGAUGGGAUGCUAGAUGAUGAGGAGUUUGCUUUGGCCAAUCACCUGAUAAAAGUGAAACUGGAGGGACAUGAACUACCAUCGGACCUGCCUGCACACCUGGUGCCUCCUUCCAAGAGGAAAAUACCUGAGUAAAUAUAAGAUUAGAUUACACCAUCCCCUGUCCCCCAAAACCUGUAAGUAGCCCUCCCCCCUCCUCCAAACAGAGAAAAAUAUCCCAAUUAAAAUAGGAAUAUUCCUGUAGCAUUAUAGCAAAAAAAAAAACUAAAAAUGAAAAGUAUUUCAGCAAAAUUAGACCCCAUUUCCAACUCCCAGUCCCACUAUGUUGCCGCCCUCCCCACAUCUGCAGCCUUUCCUUACCUUCAAGAGGCAAAUAUUAAAGCAAAAUAUUUAGUUACAUUCAAAUAAGAAUCAAGUUAAUGAAUGCAUAGGCAACCGAUACAAAUGCUACAUUGCUAGUGUGCUGAAAUGGCUUUUAAUGGAGUAGAAAAACUGGAUCUUGAUGAGUCCUCCGAUUUAAAGUCAGGUCUUUAGUCCAGUGUCCUGAUUUGCAGUUGAGUUGUUAGGCAGGACAGGUGUUAGAGAUGUUACGACAACUGAUAUGAUAAUUAUUUAAAAAAAUAAUAAUAAUAAGUCUAAAACAAGAAACACUGGAAUACAGCAAAAUGUAAGUUGAUCCAAACUACUGGAAGAAAAUGGGAGAGAUGCAACAAUGUGAAGAAAGAAAAUGUUUUUGGAAGGAUCAUUUUGGAUGAAGGAAGACUGGGAUAUAAAAAUACAAAUAAACAGUUUACCCCCAUUAAAACUUGAUCUACAAUAGGAACUAUUAUUGUAUUAUAAUCUGUAAACUGUAGUGUUCAACACGAUACUAAAACAUUUCACAGUUCUUGUAUCUCGAGGUCCUGCAUUAUUCUUUUGUCUCCUGGCACGGCUGAGUAUUGUGUCUUUUGUUUCAUGGCGACAUAUUAAACAGCUACAAAGACUUCCUGGCAAGUGGCUUGAGAAUACACACAAACGCAUACAAAUGUAUAGAAGCACAUGCACAGAAAAUGAACACAAUUCUGGUUACAUGGUUUGCAACCAGAGGAGAGAAUGGAAAGUGUGGAGCACCAAUUAUCAUAAAAAGAAAAUGGCCUACAUCAACUUUUUUAAAAUUUUAAAUGUGAUAUACAGAUAUUGAUGUGUGUGUGUGGGGGGGUAACAUCACCAUCAUUUACUGUAGCACCUGGACUGACCUCCUUUACUGCAGUGAAGGAGGAAGAUGUUUCUCUAUGAUUUUGACAUAGUUCUAAAUACCAUUAACAUGUUUGGAAAUACUGUGUCUAUAAUAUGAAAACUAUAUAAUGGGUAUUGUUUGGACACAUGAGUGUGCUGACAUUCUCAAUAUAAAAGUAUUGUAAGGACUUUGAAUGUUAAAUGUGCAGACGUUCAUGGUUCUGUGUGGGCACAUCCUGAUUAUUGUAUGUAUGCAUAUGACCACAUGUAUCAGUGUUGUUAUUAUUUGUAACAUAUAUUUUUAUUAAGUCUUAAGCAUUUCACAGGCUACUGUGUCGGGAGUAUUCCAGUGGGUUAUUAAUUGAAACGUGAUGAAUCAGUUAUUGCUAAUCUAACCUAACCUGGCAGUCCAGAGAGUGAACACACAGCUGUUUGCUUAUUUUGUGACGAUAACGAAACACUAAUCGACACAUUUUACAAAUGUUUCUUUUUGUUUCUGAAUGGAAGUUUGGCUUUGAAUUUCAUGUGUUUAAAUUGUAUACAUGUAAUAAAUGUAAUCCCUCUUUACAAUGAUUUACUGUAGCGAUAUGCCACUAUGUAUGUAUAUAUACUUAACGUUAGGACCAUGUUUGUGGUUUGUUACCAGUGAGAGUUGCUAAACAUAAGAUGAAACACUAAGCUAACUAAUUUUGGGUUCCCAUAUGAUGUUCACUAUGUGUUUUAUGACUGAGACAGUCUUACCCCAGUUUUAGCUACAGAAUUGACUUAAAUAUUUCCAGUUUAUGGCCCUUUUGUGCCCCUCUGUGCGUUACUGUGAAUCUACUGUACAGAAAGACUGUUUGCAUUCCAUGAACACCGAUUGGGAAAUCAUCCGCAUCAUCUGGGCUGCUUUACGCAUCACUAGCUCAUAUUUCAUAAAAGAGCCAGGUCAGAUCAACCGAAUAAUGUUAAAAAGGAUGCUUAUUGAAUGUGGAUUCUCUGCAGAACAAAGUCCUUCAGAAUCAUAAGUUGUUUUCAUUUCCUGACGGAUUGCAACAUGAAGUCCUGUCGAUUGGUAGAUACACUAAGUGGAAACACUGGCGUUAUGGUAUUUUUUUCUGUUUAAAGGUGGUUAUGCAUUGUGAGAUCUGUAUUUCACUUGUUUUCUGUCAACAUAAACAACAGUCCAAAAGUGUAAUAAAGCGUCAUUUACUCAA
Siniperca chuatsi (mandarin fish) is the source of this 5106-nucleotide messenger RNA. RefSeq names its product EH-domain containing 3 (gene ehd3). Bases 1175 to 2830 code for a protein of 551 amino acids. Gene Ontology annotation, molecular function: calcium ion binding; GTP binding; protein binding. Gene Ontology annotation, cellular component: plasma membrane; cytoplasm. The transcript has 9 exons. The record is from RefSeq and is a predicted model, not a curated record. Gene Ontology annotation, biological process: endosomal transport; endocytosis. Lineage: Eukaryota; Metazoa; Chordata; Actinopteri; Centrarchiformes; Sinipercidae.